Podarcis raffonei (Aeolian wall lizard) is the source of this 774-nucleotide messenger RNA. It is a transcript of the gene MEI4, whose product is annotated as meiotic double-stranded break formation protein 4. Gene Ontology annotation, cellular component: lateral element. Gene Ontology annotation, biological process: homologous chromosome pairing at meiosis; meiotic DNA double-strand break formation; DNA recombination. The record is from RefSeq and is a predicted model, not a curated record. Lineage: Eukaryota; Metazoa; Chordata; Lepidosauria; Squamata; Lacertidae.
AUGAAAGAUAAAGAUGUGAUGCGGUACUUGAAAACCUCACAGUUGGUGCUGGCUUUAGAGAUUAUUCACUCAAAGCCAGCAGAUAAAAGCAGCAAAGAAUAAUAUGCAGAGCGCAUGUCCAAAAUAGUAUCUGGACAGGAUUCCAAGCAGAAGUCAAGAGUUGAAGCUGUAGAAGCUGAAGGUAUUCAUUUGAGGCAGCAGCUCUUCUUAAGCAAACUUUUUUUCCUGGAUGCUGUUUGGAAAAUAGUAAAUUGGGAGGAAAGUGUAACCCCAUCAAGAGCAGGCUGGAGGUCUGAGAACAGACUUGGAAAAAAAUGUGGAAGGAAUUCCUCCACAAUAUCUGACUCUAUCUCUAAAUUGCUCAGUGACCUGGUUGCUUCAUAUAGUUCUCCAGAACUCAACUUUUCACAUCUUAUGACUCAGGCACCCCAGACCCUUCAGGGAGCUCCAUUAAUGAGUGACCCUGUAAUGGAGCUCCUGCAGGGGCAAAAUGCAUACCAGCCCACCUUUUUCUCCACAGAGCUUAAGGUGGCUUACAUGGUUCCCCCUGCUCCUCACAACAACCCUGUGAGCGUAUCAAGAAACUGAAUAUCCCUGCUCUUUGGAGAAGUCAGUCGAUUUGCUGAGAAGAAUAUGUUUCUCCAGAAACUUGACCAAGCUAUUUUUCACCUCUCCGAUGAUUUCCCCUUGUUCUGAAUUUGUUUAUGGUGACCAGGCACUCUUCUGAAUGCAGCACAAAUACAAACUGGUGAAAGAAGCUGUUUUGCUUUGUAG